GUCGCCAUCGACGCCAAGCAAUGUCAGCCUACACACAUGAAUGACGACGCACGACGGGACGGGACCAGGUAAUCGUCAUUUUCGCUCUAAAUUCCGAAUCUGUGAGACCUUAAACAGAACCAUGCAGCGUUACAAGCUGCAGCUGUCGCAUCUUACGAAACGGAAACUUGAAAUCGAAGCUGACAUCGCUUCGCAGAAGGCCAUCCUGGACGCAAACGGCGUCGGCAUGAACGAACCGCUGAUCGACAACGAAGGCUUUCCACGCUCGGACAUAGACGUCUAUAAAGUGCGACACGCCCGACACCGAAUCAUCUGCCUGCUCAACGAUCACAAAACCCUGAUGAAGGACAUCGAACAGGCUCUUCACGCGUUCCACGCCAACCUGCCCCGGAACGGAAACAGUCCUUCGUCGCCGGCUCACGAGGGACCCCCGAAUGAUGCAGCAGUUGACGUCGUCAUGCCCACAAGGACAUUUGCCGUCGUCAAAGACGUGGAGAUUGGCUCUCCUGCUGACAUCGCCGGGCUCCGAACGGGGGACGGACUCGUGAAGUUCGGCUCCGUCAACGCCGAUAACUUCCAGGGUGUCGACGAAAUAGCAACGGUGGUCCGGCACAGCGUGGGCAAACCAAUCAACGUCGUUGCGGUCCGCGGUGCUUCCAGCGUCCCCGUGUUUCUAACCCCGACGCAGUGGGCCGGAAAAGGACUCCUGGGUUGCUCCAUUCACCCAGCCUGACCGAUUGUCGCCCUCUGCCUGCCUGGAUUUUGUUAAAUUCAUAAUAAAGUGCUCGUAGGGAUUGUUAA
Molecule: messenger RNA, 801 nt
Organism: Ixodes scapularis (black-legged tick)
Lineage: Eukaryota; Metazoa; Arthropoda; Arachnida; Ixodida; Ixodidae
Product: 26S proteasome non-ATPase regulatory subunit 9
Exons: 1
Coding region: 41-733 (230 amino acids)
Biological process (GO): proteasome regulatory particle assembly
Cellular component (GO): nucleus; cytoplasm
Molecular function (GO): protein binding
Source: RefSeq, a predicted model, not a curated record